Molecule: messenger RNA, 1503 nt
Organism: Penicillium taxi
Lineage: Eukaryota; Fungi; Ascomycota; Eurotiomycetes; Eurotiales; Aspergillaceae
Product: putative cyclin-dependent protein kinase complex component
Exons: 1
Coding region: 1-1503 (500 amino acids)
Biological process (GO): regulation of cyclin-dependent protein serine/threonine kinase activity
Cellular component (GO): cyclin-dependent protein kinase holoenzyme complex; nucleus
Molecular function (GO): protein kinase binding; cyclin-dependent protein serine/threonine kinase regulator activity
Source: RefSeq, a predicted model, not a curated record
AUGGGAUCCGUUAUCCUCAACCACGUGCAGUCGGAUCAACUCGACAGCAAGAUGCUUGGAGGUUUCAAUGCGGACGUUUAUUCCCGCGCACCUCAACUAGAGAGAACUCGCUCUAGAUCGACUUCUACCAAUGCUACUCCUACUUCGACCGUCCCGCCGCCUCUAGGCUCUUCUCGGCUUCCCGCGCAACCCAGCGAUGUCCCCGCCUACAUCAACUCUACCUCUUCCAACUCUACCCCCUCUCACCCGCCAUCCAUGACAUCUCAACAUGCCUAUCCGUCUGAUAAUCCAUCUCACUCCAAUACUCACACCCCUCAGUACUCACACGGAAAUGCUCCUGCUGAAUCUAUGACAGCCCCACAGUACGCCCAGGCCUCUCCGGAUUCGCCACGCCUGCAUCCCACCUACCCAUCAAUGCAGUCGGUGCCAGGUUCUCUAGCAAAUUCUCCCAGUCGGAUCCACGUAAAGAGCCUCUCACAUAUCCAGAGUCUAGCCAGUGAAGAGUGGCUGGCACCACGUCGAACACAUGUCCCGGGACAGCAACGACAUUUCGAAAUCAGCUCCAUGCCUGUCGGAGACAUCAUUGAGAUGGUCGCAGGACUACUCACCAAGAUUACAACCACCAACGACUUGCAACACGAGCACAACCAUCGCAAUAUUCCCCUCCCCGAAGCCAGCAAUAACUUGAGCCCACAGGCUACCAGCGUCCUUGCAUUCCACGGCAAAAACGUUCCUAGUAUCACAAUCCUCAGUUACCUCACUCGUAUCCAUAAAUACUGUCCAACAACCUAUGAGGUCUUUUUGAGCUUGCUUGUCUACUUCGAUCGGAUGACAGAGUUGGUCAAUCAAUUUAAGUAUCGUGGGCAAACACCUUCGCUCGAUCACUCCGACCUUUCAUACGAAGCGUUUGAAUCUCCGGCAGGCCGACCGACACAUGAUUCUUCUAUGGUGACACCACCAUCGUCAGCAGGCAUGACAGCACAGGUCCCUAAGAGCCCAAACUCGUCCAUCUCACCAUCGUUAUACCCCCAUGGAGAAGAUGAUCAUCUCUCCCAAUUCUUUGUCGUCGAUAGCUUUAAUAUCCAUCGACUGGUUAUCGCAGGCGUGACUUGUGCGAGCAAAUUCUUUUCGGAUGUGUUUUACACCAAUUCUCGAUAUGCCAAGGUAUGUUAUCAUGCGUUCUACAGCUUUCUUACCCAUUUUCUUUACUCAUUUACUGGUAUGCAGGUUGGCGGUCUGCCAUUAGCGGAGCUGAAUCACCUAGAGCUGCAAUUUCUCAUGCUGAACGAUUUCCGUCUCGCUAUUUCAGUGGAAGAGCUCGAGGCUUAUGGGACACGGCUUGUGGAGUUCUACGCACGCGAGAUGGUGGUGCAGCAACAUGUCUCGGUACCUAGAGCUAUCAACUCGUCUGAAUUUGAUUCUGCUCCAGACGCGAUGUACAUGCGGAGCCGCGACAAGCGUCGGGACAAUCCCGAAGUCGGACAGACCCCGACUCCACCUUAA